Oryza sativa Japonica Group (Japanese rice) is the source of this 2111-nucleotide messenger RNA. RefSeq lists its product as uncharacterized. Gene Ontology annotation, cellular component: nucleus. The record is from RefSeq and is a predicted model, not a curated record. Gene Ontology annotation, molecular function: transcription cis-regulatory region binding; DNA-binding transcription factor activity. NCBI's taxonomy places the organism in Eukaryota, Viridiplantae, Streptophyta, Magnoliopsida, Poales, Poaceae. Gene Ontology annotation, biological process: regulation of DNA-templated transcription.
AAAGCCUUCGCCUUCCUUCCUCUUCCACCCAAGCGGCGCGGCGAGCAGCAGCCGGCGAGGCAGGAUGAACCUGGCGCAGUGUCGCGUCCAGAUUCAUAGGCCGCGCCGACCUAUAAGUACACUCGCGGGGCACGCUCUCUCUCUCUCCGAGGAUUGCGGUUGCAAGCAGGAUAAACGGCCACCGGUAGGCGUCGGCGGAGAGGAGAGGAGCAAGAGAGGGUGGGAAGGAGAGGCACCUCCGGAUUAAUUCCUCCGCGGGAGCUGGAUAUUGUGAGGGAAUCGAGCGAUCGAGUCGUCGUCGUCUUCCCCUGAGCAAUCCGGACGCACGCGCCCCCCGCCUGUUCUGCUUCCAUCUUCUCCACGCGGAUCGGCGAGACAAGAAUCAGGAAGCACCCAGCGAUUGAGUCGUCAUCUUUCCCUGAGCAACCCGGAGUGCCCCACCUAUUCUGCUUCCUCUUCUCCACACGGAUCGUCGAGACAAGAAGCAAGAAGCAUCCAGAUAUGGCACCAAGAGGAAAGCCUUGGAAGCAUUGUUGCAACAAGUGCGACAAGAGCUUCCGUUCAGGGAAUGCUCUUGGAGGCCACAUGUCCUGCCACAGGAGUGUUGGUAAUCAGCCAAAGAGCACGUCAAGCCCACCCACUGUUGUUGAUCUGCACAUGCCACUGCUGAGUUCCUGUGAUGAUAAUCUUUUGCUUUUGCCCCCAGAAACACAAUGCCAGAUGUGCUCAAAGGUGUUCUCCACCUCCGGAUCGCUGAGGGAGCACAUGAUGAUGCACGGUGGGGAGAAGGUGGUGGUCAAGGCUGAGGAAGAAGCUGCCGGGCUGAUUGAAGCACUGGGCAUUGCUGAUAGCAUGCAAGAUGUAAUGGUGUUUUCUUCAGUGAAGCGUAAGCGAUCAUUCCGAUCAAAGAGGCAGACACCAGCACUCAGUUUGGAGGAGAUAGAGGCUGCAGAUGCUCUCCUACUGCUUUCAGGGUGCUUUGACAAGACUUCAGCUUAUGAGGAUUGCUAUCUGGGAGAUAUAGAAGACAGUAGCUUGAGAUCCAUUGUGCUGACAGAGGUUAACAUGAAUGCCGUGGAUCGUUGUUCGGUUCGAUCUGUUGGCUCCAAGGAGCCAAUAAAUGAUAAUAACUCAGGUUACAAGGAUUGCUAUGGACAAAGUGACAAGGAAAACUGUUUGAUCGUUCCCAAGGAGGAGAUGGAUCCAAAUGAUUUUGAUCAUGAGCUGGUUAGAGAUGCUGCUCUCAGGAAACCAAGAACCGACAAUUCAGAUGAGGAGAUGAAGUUUGGUGAUCUUCCAGCUGCUGCUAUGAAGGACAACAGCCACCGUUGCAAUACCUGCGGAAAGUCAUUUGGAUCAGGGCAGGCACUGGGAGGCCACAUGCGACGUCAUUAUGUUCGGAAGUGCAAUCGUCAACGGGGGGUUGCUGACCACGCUGGUUCUGUUCUUAUGAAAGUGCAAAAGCUGAAGCUUAGAUUGGACCCCAUCUUGUUUGAUGUCACACUUCCAGCUCUCACUGAUGGAGACUGCUGCAUUUCUGUGGGUGUGAAGCCUGAACCUCAGCUGUGGUGUGUCACGAGCAAUCUUCAGUGAACCAAUCCGGUGCUCGAUGUGGUCUGAAACUCUCUGUUCUUUUGGUGAAAUCUGGGGUGUUGUCUGAAACUGGUACAGUUCCUUGAGCUGUCUGUAGACUGUAGGUAGUUCAUCAGCCAGGAAGCAAAAAAAACCCAUGUUGUCUUCCGAUAGAUAGUCACAAGCUCACAAUACUGAUAGGAGUAGUUCUCUUGACUGACAAACUUCCAUGGAUAGCAAAGGCCAGGAUCUUGAGUGAUAGCUUGGUUACUGAACAGUGAAGCUGAUUUCCAUGUUGCAUGCAAUGCAAUGGACGAGCUUGUCAUUUUUUUUUUGUACCAACAAUCUGUAAAAUCAGUUUUGCUUUGCUUUCUGUAAAUGUCUGUACCUUGAUUCUUGAAAGGAAUGCUGGUCAGAAUGAGGUGAAUUUUUGUACUAAAUGGUGAUAUCCUCAUUGUAUGCACUGAUCAGUCAAUAUUAAAGUACAGUGACAUUUUUUUUCAAGAAAAAGAGAAGUGAGAUAGGAGUAGUUCUCUUCA